GCUUUAAAAAUGGCCAAGAAGAGGUUGUGCUUUAUCCGAAUAGCUAUACUCAUGUGGAUAUCAUGUAAAAUGAUUAAAUCCUUCACAAUAAAUCCAUUUUCCAAAUCCAUUUGCCUUUAUUCGGCUAAAAAAGUCGAUUGUUCCAAUAGAGGUUUGAAGAACAUAUCAUUUCUCAACUUAAAACCCGAAAUAAAAACCCUGGACCUAUCCGAAAACAACUUCAGUAAUGUAACUGAUAAUUUUUUCGAACCGAUACGGAAGUCAAAAAUAAGUUCUGUUCAUGAAGAGAUGUCAAAUUAAGUAUAUAUCGCCCAAAGCAUUUGCUCUUAUUCCGAACAUACACACCGUUGAUCUGUCUUUCAACAAUCUUACUAUCAGCGCUCUGAGGCAAGGUUUGAAAGGUUUCAAUGGCUCCAGUAUAGAGCAUCUUGACAUCUCGAAUAUCAUUUCAAGUAAAAAGCCACAAACUCUACCUCGACACCUUUUCCGAAGUCUCCAAAAUACGAAAUUAACCAGUCUAAAGAUAAGAAGUUGGAAUUUAAAUGAAGUUAAUGGAAACAUUUUUCAAAAUCUAUCUUGUCUACACACAUUAGAUCUAAGUAUGAAUAAGAUAUAUUCUUUCAAAAUGAAGGGGCUCUCGAAAAUUAGACUUUUAAACUUGACUUGGAACAAGAUGAUUUACUUACCGGAAAUGUGUAAUAAUCAAAACAGAUCACUGGUACCAAAGUUGAAUAAACUGUAUCUUGCAAUAAAUCAUCUUCUUGAUUCACAAGAUUUCCAAAAACAAGGACAUUGUUUACCGAAUUUAUUCUAUCUCAAUUUAUCAUUUAAUUUACUGGAUAGAAUCAAAUCGAAUUCAUUUUCAACCCUAAAAAAAUUAGGAAUAUUGCGCAUUGGAAACAUGUUAACAUAUGAUUUAGUUAUAGAAGAGGAUGCACUCAAUUCCAAAACAUUGAAAAUGCUGUUUCUUGGAAGUUAUAAAAGAGUGUCAAAGGAUACAUUCAAUCCAAAAACACUUUUUAAGAAAUGCAGACAGUUAACAAGACUAGAAAUGUCGAAGUUUGAUUUCUCCGAUUUUUCUAUUGAAAAUUUCCGUGUAAUGAUAUCACCUCUCAAAAAUCUAAAGGAGCUUAUUUUACGUCAGAAUAAUGUGAAUAAUGUUCCUGAUACGUCCAAUUUUCCCAAUCUUACCUUUCUCGAUUUAGAAGGAAACAUGAUUCGGCAAGUACACAAAGAUUUUUUUCAAAACAACACACAACUUAGGAGCAUUAGUUUAAAAAGAAAUCAACUUACAACAAUUCGACAGGAUACCUUUACCGAUGAAAUGUGGAGGGAUCCAAACCUAUCCAUAGAUAUAUCGUAUAAUCCAUUUGCUUGUGACUGUGACCUUGAAUGGUUUAUCAUAUGGGCGAACAAAAAAGGUAUAAUAUCGAAAAACAGCGAUUAUCAAUGUUAUUCUCCCGAGGAAUGGAAGACAACUAGACUUGAUAUCCAUAUCCAAAGUCUAAAGACUAGUUGCCAUCCAGUAAAUAGAGUGUUUAUCACAGUUUUAACUAUUUUUUCCUUCAUGUUUAUAUUUCUUUUUGGAUUGAUACUUGCAUGGAAGUUGAGAUGGGACAUUAAGUAUUAUUUACAUACUUGUAGAUGGAAGGACGAAAGACGAAGUAGAUAUCAAAAAAUUAUUGAUAAUGAGUUAAUAGAGUACGAUGGAUUUGUGGCAUACAACACACGUGACCGGAAAUGGAUUAUGUCAGAACUUGUCGAUGUCAUUGAACAAAAAGAACAUUACAAACUUUGUCUUCAUGAAAGAAACUUUUUACCAAGUUGUGCUCACGUUGAUAACAUACUAGAAAGUAUUGAAGCCAGUAGAAAAUUCAUAUUGGUACUUUCUAACAAUUUUAUGAGUGACCAAUGGUGUAAUUACGAAGCGAUCAUUGCCAAUCACAAGUUAGCAGAUGGAAACGGGGACAGAAUCUUUCUGAUUUUGCUAGGAAAAAUCAAUUCCAAACAUUUCACAACCGCGCUGAAAACUUUAUUAAAAGCUGUAGAAAAUGCAGAAUGGACCUUGAACGAAAAUGGAAAGAAAUUGUUUUGGAAGAAACUGAAAAGAUUCAUGGAAAAGUAAACAGAUAACUUCAACAUUCAGGAUUUUAAUGGAGCCAAUUUUACUGAUACUUCUUGUAAAUUCAUGAUGGUUUUGUUUGUUUGUUUUUAACACCCGUUCGAGAUUUUUUCAUUUAUUUUCAUCAGUUGCGGGUGGAAGUGUUGAAUAUUUAGACUUAAAUUGUGAGUGUGUGC
Molecule: messenger RNA, 2298 nt
Organism: Saccostrea cuccullata (small rock oyster)
Lineage: Eukaryota; Metazoa; Mollusca; Bivalvia; Ostreida; Ostreidae
Product: toll-like receptor 7
Exons: 1
Coding region: 281-2125 (614 amino acids)
Biological process (GO): inflammatory response; toll-like receptor signaling pathway; immune response
Cellular component (GO): plasma membrane
Molecular function (GO): protein binding; transmembrane signaling receptor activity
Source: RefSeq, a predicted model, not a curated record